Molecule: messenger RNA, 534 nt
Organism: Fusarium verticillioides 7600
Lineage: Eukaryota; Fungi; Ascomycota; Sordariomycetes; Hypocreales; Nectriaceae
Exons: 1
Coding region: 1-534 (177 amino acids)
Source: RefSeq, a predicted model, not a curated record
AUGGCAAUCGAUGCGCUUAACAUCAUGAAUCCAACUUCUUCCCUUGAAAGCCUUCCAACCGAGGUUCUACAAUCUAUUUGUGCCCAGUUCUGCCGCCACUGUCGAGGCGACACUCUUAUUGCUCACCCAAAGAAACCAUGGACAUAUGAAACUGCCUCAGAUUUUAAUAUCACUUCAGUCCCGGCUAAACCAUCCCAAGACCUCUGUUCUCUGAGCCGUGUGUCGCGUCGGCUCCGGGAUGUCGCCCAACCUGUCUUGUAUCACGAAUUCCCUAAAUUCGAGCACCGUGAGAGGGGCCUAGAGCUCUUCCUUCAAACCGUUACGUCCCGACAAGACUUGGCUAGGACAGUCAAAGUUAUGGCUUGGAAUGCAGACUUCGCAGACGAUCUGGAUCUCGCCUUGGCCCAGAAGGGCUACCAGCAGGGAUUUGAAGUUCUGGGUGUCGACCUGAAUCACGUGUGGCGUGGGAGAAGCGACGAUCCUCUUGAGCUGGAACAUUACAAAGCGUUGCACACAUUCCUAUCUGGGGAAUAA